Messenger RNA from Achroia grisella, 4774 nucleotides. Its product is annotated as nuclear receptor corepressor 2-like. Bases 47 to 4774 code for a protein of 1575 amino acids. The transcript is spliced from 21 exons. NCBI's taxonomy places the organism in Eukaryota, Metazoa, Arthropoda, Insecta, Lepidoptera, Pyralidae. The record is from RefSeq and is a predicted model, not a curated record.
CUUUUGUGACUUUACUAUUAUAUAGAAAUAAUAGUAAUAAAUAAUAAUGGAUUCUUCAGCUGAUAAUGUGACUCCACAGGGGUCUGGGGUACCGGCGCAACCUGGCGUCUCAGGACUUCAGUCUAACAUUCAUCCGGUGAAGUUACGUUUAAAACCAUCGCCAUUGGCAAGUGUUUCCUGUCGCAAGCCCAUACUAAAUGCAAAAAAGAAGCUACGUGCGUUUUCGAUUCAGAAAAAAGAGAAGGCCGCAAUUGUACCUGUUGCAGUUCCGAAAACUGUCACCGCCGGGAACACCACAGUGUUAAUAGGGAAACUGAGCAGUGCGAAGGUGACUCCAAAACCGGAACCAGAUCCAGAUGUUAAGAAACCACCAAAACCGCCCAGACCUGGAACUUAUUAUGAUACCUCAUAUCUAGAACUACAGAAGAAGAAUAUAGCAGAAAUAGAGGAUAUGAAGCGUAAGAUGGAACUGGUUGAUCUGGGGAUACCACUAGGUCUCAUAUGUCCUACGCCCACAAGCGAGAAGGGAAUGCCUAGUAAAGCUAUGCCACCAAUCAAAUCUUUCUUAGAUCCAGCCAAAGUAGAUGAAUUAAUCCGUGAAGCUAAAAAAGCUAGGGCAGAGGGAAAGAAUUUUAAAUUUGAUAUCCAAAAGUUUUUACCGGACUAUGAUAAUCCCUUCCAACGUAAAAAAGAAAACCCAGAAUCAGAACAGAAACUAGAUGACCAUCGUCAAAAUAUAGUAGAUAGGAGAGAUAUGAGAAAAAGUAGUAAGUAUGAUAAUAGACGACAUUCCGAUUUCAGGAAGGAUGAUAGAGAUAGGUAUAAGGAUGAAAGAGACAGAUAUAAGGAUGAUAGAAGUAGAUAUAAGGAUGAUAAAUAUAAAUAUAAAAGUAAGGAAAAAGAUACAAAUAAGGAUAGAGAUGUAAGAAAAGAAGAAAUUAAGAGGGUAGAAAAGAUUGAUAAAGAAAUAAAAGAAACGAAUGUGAACUUAAACGAUUAUUUGGUUUGCGACAGUUGGUCCCUGGACACGGAAGAUAAGACAAAUAGUUCUAGCCCUAAAGUAAUAGACAAGGCUAUGAAAUUAGCAAUAGAUAAUAAAAGCAGAACGGCAAGCGAACAAACAAAAGAAUCAAAGCUCGUAAAGGAUUGUGAUAAAGUGACACACACUGAUAGCCCAUUGAUCAACCCUGUUAAAAUGGAAAAACUUAAGCCAGUUAACGAUUCAUUAAAAUUCGAAAUUGACCUAAAUGAUGAUGAAAUGUUAGAUACUAAUGAAGAAUAUAAUAAACCAGUUAUUAAGAAAGAUUCAAAGUAUGAAUCUCCGGUUUUAAAAGGAGAUUAUGAUGAUCUGUCUAAAGAUGUGUCAAUUGACAAUAAUGAUGAGUUUUUGGAGUCGAUUAUAAAUGAAAUAAAACAGGAAGAGUUAAGUGACGUGAGUCAAGAUAAAGGUCUAGUAGAAUACGAUAUUUCUCCACCUAGGAGUGAUGUACAAGAAGAUCCGAGUCAUGGAUCUGUGACUCCAGAACUGGACGAGAAAAUGAGGGAUUUGACUAGUCAACAGAGUCAUUACUCAGAUGGUUAUAGAUCAUCUGAGAGCGGUUAUAAGUCUGUCGAGAGUGGGUACAGGUCAAGGGAUAGUUACAGAUCUGAUAGCUACCGGUUGUCUGUAGAAAAAGAUUUGGAUGUUAUGGCAGAUAAGAUGUCGAAGUUUACUGUGGAUUCUUUGGAGACUUGGAGCUUUGUGUUGAAAAUUUGUCAGCCUUUACUGUUCCGGCAUGAUAAAAAUAAAUGUUACAAAGAGACACUUAGUGUCCCGAAGAUCUGGUACACAGAAAACCCACGUCUGUGCUCAUGUGUGAAGGACCGCUCCAUUGUCUAUGAAGAACUUGAAAUGUGCAAAAUGAGCCUCGUCGACCGAGUUUACGGGUGUGAUCAGAUUGCAGAUUUUCCAUUCCCGAAUGCCCGUACGUGGUACCCUCGUUUCGGGUUCUGUGUCCCUACCAGCAGUGGGCUGGAACUGUCCAGCGAGUGGGAGAUUGAGGAGGCUCAGGUUGACGUGCCAAACACCAAAGAAAAAGAGAGGUCUAUGACUCCGCAGAGAACAGAUGACAUUUACAAUAGGAAAUAUCAGACAUCUAAAAACAAGGAAUGCGAGAUAAAAGAUAAAAGUGACGUGUCGCCAAUUAAAUCGAAACUCAAGGACAGAUCACUAACCCCACGGAGGAAUGAGGAGAUUUGUCUCGACACAGAGUAUCAAAGAUUCAUGCAAGCCGUAUGGCCUGAAGUGAGCUCCGAAGCAAAAACUGACGUAUCCAGAAGUACGACGCCCGUUCGACAAGAGACAAGAAAGAAAAAGAAGAAUGAAGAGGAGAUUGAGACGGAAGAAAAGAAAAAAGCGAAAAAGAUAAAGCUGAGCAGCGAGGGUUGGAGCCAGGAGUCGGAUUUAGAAGAAGAAGUGGAGAGAAGCAGAAAAGCGAAAAUAAUGAAGGACAAGGAAAAAGAAAAAGUUCGUAAACGCAAGCAUUCGACGUCUACAUUCUCCACUCUGUCUGAUAGCGAUGAAACAUCAGUGAAGAAAAAGAAGAUUGUUAAGAAGAAGGCGAGCAAGAAAUCGAAGGCGGCCAAACAACGGCGUCUUAAUAAAAAGUAUUUGAAGAAGUUAAAAGAUAAAGAGAAGAAAAAGAAGAAAAAACUGAUAAAAUUGGAAAUGAUGUCAGAAUCCGACGAUGAAGAUAUAGGCGAUAAAAAGGAGAAAAAAGCUAAAAAGAAAAGAGAAGUGAAAUUAAAAAAGGCACAGAAGAAAAAGAAAUCUCGUGCUAAAUCCACAUCAAGUAGUAGUUCGUCCAGCAGCGACAGUAGCUCUGACGUCGAUACAGACCAUAAAAGUAAGAAGAAAAAAGCAGCACAAAAAAAGAAAAACAAAGCGAAAAAGAGACAGCAGUCUACAUCUGAAUCAAGUCAGAGCGACGAAUUAUUUGAUGUUAAUGUACUAAAUAACAUUAAAACUGAGAGAUUAACGGAUGAUGAAAACAUUUUUUCUCCAAGACGACAGAAGCCUAGAGAAAUCAUUAAUGUUAAAGAAUUACAAAAUGAUUUUGUUGGUAAUAAUAUACAUAUAAAGCAGGAAAAAGAAGAAGAGACGAAGAAGAUAGUAGAAAAUAUAGAGAAACCAGUAGAAGAGGAAGUUACUGGAACACCUGGUCCUAUUGAAGAGCCUGUUGCAGUGGAAAAGAAGCGCAAAGGUGAACCUGAGCCCGCGCCUGAACUUGAAUUGGAACAAAUUCACGAGCCUGAAACUGACAAGAUAUCUGCUAAUGAACCUCAAACUACAAUUUUUGAAGUGCCCCAAACUGUAUCACAAAUCCCCGUGGUGGACGAAUCGAACGCAUCCCAAUGUUCCUCACAAGAGUCUACUUGCAGCAUCAAAGAGCCGAUCCUGUAUGAAAAGGAUGAAAGUCAUCUGCGGCCGUCAUCGCAGAAUUCCAACUACAGUUUCAAUGAUGUCAUUAGCGCCAGUCAAGGUCAAGGGUUGUACCCGAAGGGGAUGGAGCAUGAAGAGGAUAAGUACGAAAGCUAUGAGCAAGGCAACUAUGAAAUGUAUGAACAAUUGGCUAUGGCGUAUCAGAGUGACGUGGCCAGUCAGGCGAUAUCUCCGCCGGCGAGCGAGUCGCAGCAGAUCGAGACGGUGGUCCGCGGUCGCGGAUGCGGAGAGAUCAAGUGCGACUGGCGAGCCGGGGACCGACCCGCGCCCGCCCCGCACAGACCCUCGCGGUGGGGUUUGAAGCCCGGUGAGGUGAACAUCGUGUUGACCGGCGGUGGUGAACAAUACCCUAUCCAGACCGUGGAACCUGUGUACCGCAUCGAGAGUCUCGCAAACCGACACGACAAUCCGUCCAUGAGGUUCAGUUUCCCGUGCAGUUACGACGAAGCAUAUAUGGACACGUACGGCGCGGCAGACCGCUUGCAGUACGGCGACUGUUUCGCUCCGCAGCCCGAGCCCGAUACGGAUGUCGAGCACGAGCCGGAGUCCCGGCCGCAUCAGGCAGCCGGCCGAAGCUCACUCGACGCUCGAAUACAUCUUGCGCUCCAAAAUACGGUUCUGGGCGAUGUUGCGAAAGAGAUGCAAGAAACUGAUGCUGAUAAAGAUGGAAAAGGAAUCUUGAAUUCUAAAAGCUUACGCCCUGGUAAGCGCGUGAGCUUCGCAGACGGGUAUAAGCCUGGCCAGGACUCUGAUACAGAGGAACCACCCGUCAGAAAGUCUCUCCCUGUCGGUGAGCAGAAGAAGAAGGUGCGUCGCGUGGGGUGCGCGUGGCCGUGCCCGGCGACGCACCCCGACCACGUGCCGCUGUGGGACGCGCUGCCGCCGCCGCCGCCGCCGCCCGGCUCGCCUCCGCCGAGGGGGCUGCAGCUCCCGAGGGGCCCACCCAUCCCUGGGGGCCCACAGCUCCCUGGAGGCCCACAGCUCCCUGGAGGCCCACAGCUCCCUGGAGGCCCACAGCUCCCUGGAGGCCCACAGCUCCCUGGAGGCCCACAGCUCCCUGGAGCCCCGCAGCUGCCUGGAGCCCCGCAGCUGCCUGGGGGCCCGCAGGUCCCGCAGCUCCCGAACAUGAUGCAGCCGCCGCGGCCCGGCCUGCUGCCGCUGCCGCCGCAGCACGUGCUGCUGCCGCCCCACCCGCCCCCGCUCACGCACCCGCAUCGCAACUUCGAUCCAAAUUCGUCUAUACGUCCGUUCAUGCCGCCGGAGCCGCCGCCUGGAUUGAUCAGCUUCCACUAG